Messenger RNA from Gadus morhua (Atlantic cod), 897 nucleotides. RefSeq names its product ATP synthase mitochondrial F1 complex assembly factor 1 (gene atpaf1). Bases 133 to 897 code for a protein of 254 amino acids. Gene Ontology annotation, cellular component: mitochondrion. Lineage: Eukaryota; Metazoa; Chordata; Actinopteri; Gadiformes; Gadidae. The record is from RefSeq and is a predicted model, not a curated record. The transcript has 10 exons. Gene Ontology annotation, biological process: mitochondrial proton-transporting ATP synthase complex assembly.
CUCUAAUAUGGCGUUCAUCUUUCCAGAGCCAAACCGGAGGAGUCCCAGACGCGGGCGGAGCUGCGGGUGGAGCAGAGACAUGAGUCCAGGGUGGAGCAGCUGGGCGCCAGCCAGGCGGAGUUCGUCAGGAGGAUGGAGGAGGAGCUGGAGAAGAGAGACCAUCUGGCGGCUAGCGGAAGAGAGACGGGAGGGUUCACUAAAGACAAGACGCUGGCGUCCAUCUUAGACAUGGACCUGGUCCAGGACAAGACCGGAAAGGAGAUCUCAGAGCUCUGGAUGAGGUUCUACUCCACCAAGGACACCAUCAGCGCCGUCAUAUCGACGGAGACGUUUGGACUCAUGUUCAGCAGAGCGGAGGCCUGUCCCAGGUUCCUGUUCGCUCUGCCCCAGGCGGAGGGAUACGAGUUCUUCCUGGGGGAGUGGUCCGGUCACCAGCUGCACUUCACCUCCCUGAUCAAUGCUCAGGUGCUGGGAGGGCGGGCCCCCAGCCAGCUGGUCCUCUAUCACUUCCCUGAGCUGCAGGAAAGGGGCGUCGUCCUAAUGACCGCCGAGAGGGACCCCAAGGUCAUGACUGUGCAUCAGGCCCAGUGUCUGGCCAAUCAGGUGCAGCUGUUCUACGGGAGCCCGCGGCCGGAGACGUUCCGAUUGGUGGAGAGCUUUAACCACGCCCCCGCCGGCUUCCAGCACAUGGCGGUGAUAGAGGAGCUGGAGGAGAGCGGGCUGGGGGGGGGGGGGGGGGAGAGACUAGGGGAGGCUGAGCUCGGCCACCCCCCUGUGGCCGCGGCGCUGAACUGCAGCGUCCUCCGCAGGAAGAGGAGGACCAACUGUUGCAUCUCUUCCAUGUACAAAUAUCCGGGUAUCAGCUUCUUCAUGACAGCAUGGGGCCGCAGCAUCUAA